AUGAGAUGCGCUGAUAAACCUGAAUGUGGGUUUGGAGCCAUGUGGGACGACGGAUUGCAUCCUGUAGUUGCGAUUGAAGGGUCUCUGAAGGACAAGCUUAGGGUUUCAUCAUGUAUCGGUGCACAUACGAGGGAUCCUCAUCGCGCAUUGUUGGUGACCAGUUCAGCCGUUUUGUACCCAAUGAAAUGGAUAUAUUACCCAAGCUACCCGACUGUGAACGUGGAGUGGAAGAAGUGCUUCGCAGACAAAUCUCUAGCACAAACCCGGUACAACUUCUGCCUUUUUGUCGAUGAUAUCUCACUUGAAUCCAUCAACCAUAUGGCUGAACGUGUUUAUCAAAUUGCUGACAGGCUCCAUGGAUCGGGGACGGAAGUGGACAUUGCAUUACGCGAGGCCGUCAUCCCGGCCUUACUAGAGUAUUUGUGA
Molecule: messenger RNA, 426 nt
Organism: Histoplasma capsulatum G186AR
Lineage: Eukaryota; Fungi; Ascomycota; Eurotiomycetes; Onygenales; Ajellomycetaceae
Exons: 2
Coding region: 1-426 (141 amino acids)
Source: RefSeq, a predicted model, not a curated record